Thunnus maccoyii (southern bluefin tuna) is the source of this 3443-nucleotide messenger RNA. RefSeq names its product progesterone receptor-like. The record is from RefSeq and is a predicted model, not a curated record. The transcript is spliced from 9 exons. Lineage: Eukaryota; Metazoa; Chordata; Actinopteri; Scombriformes; Scombridae. Gene Ontology annotation, molecular function: zinc ion binding; DNA-binding transcription factor activity; sequence-specific DNA binding. The coding region runs from base 375 to 2426 and encodes 683 amino acids. Gene Ontology annotation, biological process: male gonad development; regulation of DNA-templated transcription.
AGCACUGCGCUGACAUUGAAUAGAGGUAAUAAGUUACAUUUAUGGUUAAUAUUAAUAUGUGCACACAUCAAAAUGCAAAAUCAUCCUACGCGCUUUGUAACCGUUACUUAUAAAGUGAGUUUAAGUCGUAGAUAGCCCGAAUAAACGGUUACUCAUUAAUAAUAAUAAUAAUAAAAAAAGUUCGACAGCCCUUUCCUAACGGGACGUCCCUUCCUUGUAACGACCUACGUCGACGGCUGAUCUAAAUUUCCUCUCCACUGAGAGAUAUGACCAGAGUCUCAUUGGGGUAGGCGGUUUUCCGCAUGGAAAGUGUUGUUUUAUGUGUUGCCCGUGCAACCAGAGUACAGCUCAACCUAUAAAGACGCGCACUGAAGAUGGCCUUUCUCUCCAGCUUAGAAGACACGUCAAACUCUUCAAUAAUAAAUGAGCACGGUCGGUUGGAUACUGCGGACACCUGUGCGUGCUCUACAACUGCUGAGCUCAGUGAGGCAGUGUCAGUAUCCUUGGGUUUGGAUUCGGUGUCUUCUCCUCUCAACAGCAUGAACCAGUGCUCCAGCAGCGCCUUGGCAGACUGCGACCAAACAUGUGGGAAUAGUUCCCAAGGAGUACUGGAGUUAGGGGCGGCUGUAAAUAUGAACUCACAAGGCAGAAACUUAGGAGAAGACGACUUUGGAGAAGUGUGCUAUCACGACAUACAGCAGGUGAGCUGUAUGGAUCUGCUCAGAUCGGGCGAAAUGGACAGCGCGCAAAGUGUAACGCGCGACCCGGUGAUAUCCAGGUAUGUCUGCAAGGAAUCAAACUUAUUUAUGAAUCCUUCGGCUGAGCUGUCCGCGCCCUCUCAAGUGGACGAGCUUUUAUCUUUGAAACCAAAUUCUGCUUACUCUGUAAAUCCAAACCUAUACAGAGAUAGCCUGGGUGUGUGGUGCGCAAACGAGCGCGCAUUGAGCGGGCGAUCCGAACCAGCGAGAGACGGAUCAGGUGCACAUAAUUUGUGUAAAUAUGGUAAUUGCGGUCAAGCCUUUCUUGGAUCCAGGCAGGACUGCCACUGUGUCUGGUACAGCAAGGGCGAUCAAGGUGGUAAAGGUGGCAUGAGAACAGCAAUGGCACAAGGGUAUGGCCAAGUGGAAAGUUACCAAAGUGCAAUUUCUCACGGGCAGGCCACUUGCUCCACUAUCAAGUCCGAACCUUCAGCGUGGAUGGACUGCACGAAUCGGAGUUUCAGGCAUGAGGAUUUGUUUCCGAGUGUGUACCUGUCAGACAGGAGAGUGUGUCAGGUGUGUGGCGACGAUGCUUCAGGUUGUCACUAUGGAGCAUUGACCUGUGGGAGCUGCAAAGUAUUCUUCAAAAGGGCUGCUGCAGGUAAGCAGAACCACCUGUGCGCCAGCCGGAAUGACUGCACCAUCGACAAGCUGAGGCGGAAAAACUGCGCCUCGUGUCGCUUAAAGAGGUGCUUCAUGUCAGGAAUGAGCCUUAAAGGUCGCAGGCUGAAGGGAGCAGGACAGACAAGGAACGUAGAGGAGGAACAACCUUCAGCUCCCUGGGGUCCUGGAGAAAGAGGAGAGAGGCCAGGGAAGAAAGAUGUAAUCUUGGAGCCUGGAAGUGCAGUUGCCAGGACUCAAGGCGCAGCGUCCCAGGCCUUGGCUCUGGGCAUUCCCCCUACCGUGCGCUCCUGCCUAUCCCUGCUCAGUGUACUGCAGACCAUUGAGCCAGCUUUGGUCAAUGCUGGACAUGACCCUGCCCAGCCUGACAGCUCUGACUCUUUACUAACCAGCCUCAAUGAGCUGGGGGAAAGACAGCUGGUGACCGUAGUGCGCUGGGCCAAGGCAAUCCCAGGUUUCCGUGACCUGCAUGUGGAUGAUCAGAUGACAGUGAUUCAGUUGUCAUGGAUGGGGGUGAUGGUGUUCGCUUUGGGCUGGAGAUCCUACACCCUUACUAACAGCUCCAUGCUCUACUUUGCUCCAGACCUGGUCUUCAAUGACCAGCGGAUGCAAGUCUCCAGUAUGUAUGAACACUGUGUGCGGAUGAAGCUGCUGUCCCAGCAGUUCUGCAUGCUGAAGGUCACCCAAGAGGAGUUCCUAUGCAUGAAGGCCCUGGUCCUCUUCAGCAUCAUGCCAAUGGAGGGCCUGAAGAGCCAGCGUUGUUUUGAUGAACUGCGGACCUCCUACAUCAAGGAGCUGGACCGCUUGGCCAGCCACUGCGGAGAGACCACCCGUACACAGAGACUGUUUCAGCUCACACAGCUGCUGGACUACCUCCAAUCGAUUGUGAGGAAGUUACACCAGUUCACCUACGAUCUGUUCAUCGAAGCGCAGUCCCUGCAGACGCGUGUAAACUUUCCAGAGAUGAUCUCGGAGAUUGUAAGCGUUCACGUGCCCAAGAUCCUCUCAGGCAUGGUCAAGCCCAUCCUUUUCCAUGAUACAGUCUAGAGAGGUGCUUCUGUGAUUAUCCAGUAUGUGACUCGGGCUCCGGCACCCUGUCCUUCGAGGUGGAAGGUGAAAGAAGUAUAAGCCUAUCUUUAGCUGCAGGUGACAAUGGGGCACACUGAGGCUAUGAAAGGAUACUAACUAAAGGGAAUAUAACACACUGUUCCAGUCUAUUGUAAUCUUAUUAGUCUGUUCUUCUUACUGCCUGCUCUCUGUAUCACACACAUGAUCAAAUGAUUAAAACACUUUUUAGCAUGCAUUCCUCCCCAUGACCUCAUGAAUGUCCAACCACCUGGCAUGUAGACUCAAUAUUUCAUUUCAAGAGGUAAGACAGUAGCAGAUUUUUUUUUUUGCAGAGUUCACAUCACCAUAGCUUGUCUAUGUGCAGUAGUAUGACUUUUGGAUUAGCUCUUAUUACAAUGAAUGUUAUUGUGUGCACCUGAGAUGAACAAAGUUGUUGAUUGACAGUUAAUAAGCUGUUGUGGCAUGCAUGCUAAGAAGUGACGCCGUCUCGCCUGAAGGCAUAUAUAAACAUUUUCAGAAAACUGUUCUCAUCCAUAGAGAUAAAUGGCCGACUAAUUGUCAAAGGUCGAUUAAUUAAACACGCUUUUAACCUUCAGCUGCAUUCAUGCAAAUUUCACAUGUAUAUUUAUGCAUAUUGUGAUGUUACUGGUCACACUACAACAAUGCAAUCACAAGAAAAUAACAGCAUAGAACGCACAGAAGACCCCACUGACUUAAUUGAUUUGCACUAUGAGUGGGGUUUUUUUUGUUUGCUUGUUUUUGAAUGUCAUACAUUAUUGAAGAACAAUUUUUUCCAGAGUGGACAUUUCACACUGUUGUAACUUUUCUACUGUUGUACUUUCUUAAAAUGUUCUUAGCAAGUGCUUUGUAGUGAAUCAUCAUGUAGUCAUUGUAGCUUCUGAAAGAUUUUGCUGAAUCUUUAAAGGUCAGGCCAAGAAUUUGCUCAUUUGUGGCAACAUUUACAACUUAAUGUGUAAUAAAACUGAAGCAUGAGUG